Molecule: messenger RNA, 759 nt
Organism: Trichophyton benhamiae CBS 112371
Lineage: Eukaryota; Fungi; Ascomycota; Eurotiomycetes; Onygenales; Arthrodermataceae
Product: GNAT family N-acetyltransferase, putative
Exons: 1
Coding region: 1-759 (252 amino acids)
Molecular function (GO): acyltransferase activity, transferring groups other than amino-acyl groups
Source: RefSeq, a predicted model, not a curated record
AUGAAUACGAUAAUCAUUCUAACGGAUACCAUUGAGUCAGAGCAUCAAACUAAGAAAAUUCCUCCAAGAACACUAACAUCAGCCAACACAGCAUUCGACAAAUACAAGCGACUACUAUCAUCAAGGCAGAAAGAAAAGCAGCCCGAUAUUAUACGUCAAGAGCCACAAGAAGCACUUCUCAUUAUGCCGGAUACAACAGUUACAACCCCAAAGACAUGGGUUUGCCCCACUAGACACGGGGAGACGAAUGAAUUCCUGGUCUCCAUGGACAAAUCACUGCUUUCAAUUGCCAUGAUGAAUGAAGAAUUCGAAAAAGACUAUAUAUACUGGGCCAAAUCUAUGCCCAAGGAAGCACUACAGACGGCUAUCGACUCCUCGCUUUGUUUCGGUCUAUUCGAGCGAAUCCACGAUCCUACGGCAGAUUGCGUGGACCAUGAAGCAUCCAAAAUAGCACUUCCAGAACAAUCUUCCCUUCUGAAGCAGAUCGGGUUCGCCCGCUUGGUCACAGACAAUGUAACAUUCUUCUACCUUUCUGAUGUGUUCGUCAUGCCCGAGUACCAAGGAAAAGGACUGGGUUCAUUUUUGGUCCAGUGUAUCAAGGAGGUGCUGGAUGGCAUGAAACACUUGCGACGAUUCAUUCUGAUGACUGGUGACAAGAAUACGGGAAAGUACUAUGAGAGACUGAUGGACGUUAAAAUGCUGGGUGAGAUUGGGAAUGCGUAUAUCCUGGGCCGCAAGGGCCCGGGGAGCUGUGUAUAG